GCAAAGCGAGCAAAGGGGGCGGGCAGAAGGCGAAGCGCGCAGAAGGACGGAAGACGAAACCAGGGCGACCGGCCACAGGAGGGGGCAGAACGGGAGGAACCGAGCCGCAAGGCGGGGGGAACCAGGCACGGAGGAGAGAGGGGGCAAAAAGAGCGGCAGAGCGGGACCGAAACGCGGGCGAAGGAAAGGAACGGCGAGGCAGGAACACACAGGGGGGGAAAAGAAGACGGGCGGAGAACGCAGGGGAAGCGGACACACAGAGGAACGGGAAGGGCGGGCGGAGGAGGAGCGGGGAAGCAACAGAAAAGGAAAGGCAGGGAGCGGGGGGGCGGAAGGCGGAGCGAGAAGCGGACACAGACGACAGAGAGGAGGAAACCGGAGCGCGGCGAACCAAGAACGGCAAGAAAAGCGGAAAAGGGGCAACAGAAAGGGCAAGGGCAGGCGACCAGGACACAAGACAAAGGCAACAACGCCGCAGAGCAAAAGGCGGAAACAAGCACCGGGCGCACAGAACAAGCAAGCGCAGACGGGGCGAACAAGACAAAACAGAAACAGGGCCACAGACACAGGGAAAGCCCGCAACCGGGCAGGGCAGGGGAGGAAGGGGAAGGAGAGGGCACAGACAGGCGGAAGGGGCAACGGAGCGCAAGAGGAAAAAGGCGAGGGCGGGAGCGACGCGAAGGGAGGAGGAGGAGGAAACGGCAAAGGAGCAGGCAGAGGAGAAGGGAGGAAACGGGGGAGCGGCGGGACGGCGACAGACAGGCAGGCAGACGGAGAGCAAGCAGAGGAAGAAGCAGACAGAGCAACGGAGGAGGGGGAAGAGAGACAGACGCAACGGGAAAGCAGAAGGGGCAAAACGGGGGCGAGCGGGGAACAACGGGGGAAAGGAAGAAGAAGCGGAAGGACGAGCGGAAGCAAAGAGAGGAGCGGCGAAAGAAACGGAAGACAGACGGGGCAGAAAAGAAGAGCGCAGCACGCAGAGAAGAGCCAGAGAAGGAAAACGGAAGCAAGGAAGGGGAGAGGCGGAAGAAAAAGAGCCAGAGGAGGGACACCACAGCGACCGGAGAGAAGAGGCGAGACGCGGGCAGAAAGCCGAAGGAGAAAAAGGGGCGGGGAGGGGAACGAGGAGAAGCGGCGAAGAACGCACCGAAGGGCAGCAAAGAGGGGAGGGCGAAGACCACAGCAGAGCACAGGGAGGAACAAGGACAGGCAGCGCAGGCAGGGCAGAACAAGGAAAGAGAAGGAGACGAGGACAGACGGCAGAGACGGACCGGGCCAAAGGAACGCAGCAAGCGCAGGAGGCAAGGGGCAAAAAGAAGAGGGGCAAAGGGAAAGAGGACACGCCCAGGGGCACGACGGGCAAACAAAAGGGCAGACGCGGCCGGAAGGGGAGGGGGCGACAGAGAGCAAAGGAAGGAAAAAGAGCAGAAGAAGACGAGGACACCAGGCACGAGACAGGGGGGGGCAGAAAGGCAGAAGGGAGCGGCGACCCCACCAGAGGGCGGACGGCAGCGACAACGGAAGCGAGAGGGGAGGGCGACAGGGGGGGGCCAGACAGAGGACAGGAAAAGGAAAGGGGCGGAGGGCGGGGCAACCGAGCAGGGGAGCGGGAACAGAGGGAGAGGGACAAAAAGGGAAAAGAGGGGGGAAAGGGAGCCGAAAGGGACCAGGGGGACCGCAAGGAGAAGAAGGCGGCGAGGCAGGGGGGGAAAGCGAAGCGGAGGAGCAGCAGGCAGGGGGGGAGCAAAAGGGGAAGGGGGCGGCGAGCGGAACGGCCGGCAGAGGGAGGGACAAAGCAAAGCAACGGGGCAGGGAAGGAACGCGGGCCGCAGACAACGGGGAGGGGGGGACAAAGGAAACGGCGGGGCACCGAGCCAAAGCGGAGGAAGCAAAACGCGGGCAGAGACGACGGGGGCACAGAAACGGCAGAGAGAGGGAGAAGCGGAGAAAACGGGAAGCAGGGAAAGGGGGACCGAAGAGCAGAAGAGAGCCGAGAAAAAGGGGGGGCGCAGGGGCGAGGGGGAAACAAAGCAGAACGCCACACAAAGCAGGAAGAGGGAGCACCACGGAGAAGGGCGAGAGCGGGGCACAGAGACCGCAGGGGGCCAACACAGACGGAAAGCAGGGGGGGAAAGAAAGACAGAGGGGGGGGGGAGAGGAGGGCGCGCGAGACAGCGGGGGAGACGGGCGGAGAGAAAAAGACAGAAGCGGCAAGGCCGGGAAGAACGCGGGGCAGAAGAGGGCAGAAGGAAAAGAAGGAGGCGAGAAGAAAAGGGCAGAGAGGGAGGAGGGAGCAGGGAAAGGAAGGGGAGAACGCACGAGAGGCAGAGGCGGCGCCGAGCAGGGGAGAGCACAGGAGGGCGCAGCGCCGAGAACGGCGCAACAGAAGGGAGGGGGGGAAAGAAAGAAGCGAACGGGACAAGGAAAGGGCGAGAGGGAGGCGACAGGCCGCACAGCGGCCGACAAGCGCGGCGGGGCGGAAGCAGGACACACAGCGGGCAGACGAGAAAGAGGGGCGAGCGGAGACCAGGAACGACCAAAACACCAGAGGAGAGCGGGAAGGGAAAGAAGCCAAAGCGGAAAGGAGGGCAGGGGGGGGGACAAAGGGGAGGGGCGGGCGGAGAGAGAACAAAGAGGGAAGGGCGAACCAAAGAGGGAGGAGAGCAGCGGCCGGGGAGACGCGCCAAACAGGCGGGCCGACAGAGGCGACAACAAGAGGACGCAAGCGGGGAGGGAGGCAGGAAAGGGGGGAGAGAGGACAAGCCAGAAGAAGCAGGAGACACAACAGGGACAGAGCAGGACAAGGCCGCGCAGGGAGCAGAGGCCAGGAAGAACAACAGGCAGCGCCAAACCACAAGAAGCGGCAGAGGAAGAGCAAGAAAGGGCGGAACAAGAGACAAGCGCAGGAAGGAGACAGGGAAAGACAAACCCACCAGAACGCAGAAAAACCAGCCAGCAGAGAACAGGAGGGGAGAGCGG
Molecule: messenger RNA, 2979 nt
Organism: Ipomoea nil (Japanese morning glory)
Lineage: Eukaryota; Viridiplantae; Streptophyta; Magnoliopsida; Solanales; Convolvulaceae
Product: ribosome-binding protein 1-like
Exons: 1
Source: RefSeq, a predicted model, not a curated record